Messenger RNA from Penicillium odoratum, 1935 nucleotides. Its product is annotated as ATP-binding protein. The transcript is spliced from 3 exons. Lineage: Eukaryota; Fungi; Ascomycota; Eurotiomycetes; Eurotiales; Aspergillaceae. Gene Ontology annotation, molecular function: ATP binding; ATP hydrolysis activity. Bases 1 to 1935 code for a protein of 644 amino acids. The record is from RefSeq and is a predicted model, not a curated record.
AUGGAUUCCGAUGAUACAGUGGGCGAGAAGUGCGAGUUCAAGGUGUACCGGCACAUCAAGAAGAAGGAUGGAGAAAUCGCCGUCAAGGUGGUUACAAACGCCUUCGAGAGUCUCACAUUUGGAGAUGAAGACACUCCAUAUGCUCUUGUCAUCAAUCGGUAUUUGAGCGAAAAAAACCAGCUCGAGAAGAUCAGUUUGCAAAUCAACUCCAGGCAUAUUCUCAAGGUCUUUCGUGAGGUGAUCGGUUCAUACCCAACCGUUCCAUUCGAUUUCUCUUCUUCUUUCACAUUGGAAAGCCCUUUCCAGAUGCUUUUUCACCACUGGGAUGAUCUGGAUCAACGCCGUCAAUCGACCGAGGAUGUCGAAGAGCGAAUGCACUUGAAUCUUCUAUUCGAUUUCAUGGAACAUGAGAUCGGUCAUGAUAGGAGUGUCAUGCAGGCCAUGGUGCGCAAUAAGCAGAUCAAGUAUCUUAGCCUAUGGUGCAUCUUUCGUCCGGGUGACCUUGUUUUUCAAGAAUUUCUAGGUCAUCCGUGGCUUUUGAGAUGUGAAAGGACAGCAUAUGAAGAAAGUAAGGUGACGGGCCCCUACUUCGAGGUGCAUUGCGUCUAUACAGACCACGAUGGGAUCUUGGCAGGCGAAACUAAGACCGUCAUUAAUAUCUUUCAAAAAAGAAGCUUUGCUGCGGAAAACCCGGCGAAUAUCACCGAUUUGCCCGUUUAUCCUCGAAUGUUUGUUGAGGAAAGGGACGAGCUAGAAGUUCGCGUUCGCGAACGUGGUCGGAAAUUUCUCGCGCUAAAUGAAGUCUCGAUUCAACAAUAUGAUGGCCAAGCACAGUUCUUGAAGGAGCCGAGCUUUGAUUACUGGAAUCCUGAAAUGGCGGGUUUUGAAGGAGUUUGGCUUCCCCAUGCCGAGCUAGGAAGGGUUAUUGUGGAUCGCAAGACUUUCCAGGAGGACCAAUAUUCAAACGGCACCAGAGUCAACUCAACGGAACCCGAUCCUCUUCUGUGCCCACCCUACGAAUUUGGAUAUUCGCUCAGCCGCAAAGAGUGGGGUCGCUAUUUGGUUGACCAAAUGCGCCCUGUUGAGUGGAAGGAGGAUGUCUGGAAUUCUUUGAUCAUCGGGGAUCGUCAAAAGCUGGUAUUGCAAUCUCUGGUUAAUUCACACAAGUUUCCGGGGGACGCACGCGACCAAUCUCUCCAAAAAGGAAGAGGGUUGGUUAUCUUGUUGCAUGGAACGCCCGGAUCUGGUAAGACAUUGACCGCAGAGACGGCCGCCGAGGGGACCCAGAGAGCUCUGAUAAUGACCUCCCUUGGGGAACUCAACAAAUGGGACAACCCAUACGAUUUCGAGUACCGUCUUAAGAUGCUGCUUCAGUAUGCUACUCAAUGGGAGGCAGUCGUGCUGAUGGACGAGGCCGAUGUCUUUUUGGAGGCGAGAGACAACAGUGGCGACAACGCAGCAAGAAAUGCUCUUGUAGCUGUUUUUCUCAAGGCGCUGGAAUACUUCAGCGGGAUUGUGUUCCUGACAACCAAUCGUAUUACCUCAUUUGACCGAGCCAUGAAAUCACGUAUCCAUCUCGCGCUCGAGUACACCCCACCCAGAAUCGAGACUCGCCAGCAACUAUGGAUGCAGAUACUGAAGUCAAUUCCCGCCCACGAAAUCGAUCUGGAUCCCGAAGAUGCUGUCAAUACGUUUGUGUCAGAGAAAAUGAACGGUCGGGAGAUUGCCAAUGCCAUCCAUACGGCACGAACAAUCGCGCGAUUCCAGAAGAAGCCCUUAGAGAUCGCGCAUAUCGACACGGUUUUGGAUGUCUGGCGAGAGUUCGAAAACAGCUUGAAAAAGGCUUCAUCCAAAGGCCCUGGAGACAAGGGUCUGAUGAUGAUAGGCCGUACAAAUUCUAUCGUCCAUGAAGAGAAUGCUGACUUCAGGUCUUAG